Glossina fuscipes is the source of this 4355-nucleotide messenger RNA. RefSeq names its product mucin-5AC. The transcript is spliced from 5 exons. The record is from RefSeq and is a predicted model, not a curated record. Bases 71 to 1921 code for a protein of 616 amino acids. NCBI's taxonomy places the organism in Eukaryota, Metazoa, Arthropoda, Insecta, Diptera, Glossinidae.
AUUUUGAUUAUUUAACUAUAAUUUAAAUAAAACGAAGUCAUUUUUUUCGACGAAAGGAAAAGAAAACGAAAUGCCAUUUGGCCGUAAAUCACCUCUAGAGGCUUUAGCUCUGCCCGGAGUUAUUCUAGCCUACAAAUAUAGUCAAUUUCGUCAAAGACGCCGUGAGGCUGCCAGUAGACGUGUCACGGAACGUGAACUUUCAGCUUUGCAUCAUAAAAUUGAUAAGCUGCUUAACAAACUAGAAGAAAGCGACCCAGAUCCUCCCACAUCACAAGAGGAUGAAUGUGUUAUCUGCAUUAAUGCUCGCGCUACUAUGCAAACUUCUCCCUGUGGCCAUCGAGUAGUUUGUAGACGUUGUUUCGUUAAAACAAUACAGAGUGCAGUAGCCCAACGAUUAUUACCGCUACGCUGUGUUAUAUGUCGAGCCCGAGUGAAUCGUCUUACAUCGAGUUCAGGCACUUGGCGCAUACAAGAAUCUGCCAGCAGUUAUUCGAUGGGUGCAAAAAGUUGGGCUUCGGUUGGUGUAUCAACAGGUGGCGUAGCUCCUUCAGCCAGCUCUUAUUCAAUGAACGAUGCGCACAGUGGUCAUCAUGUUUUUCAUAUGCCGACACGUUUUCCCCGCAGCCCCACUACUCGCGUCUCGCAAUCGGAUAGUUUAUAUUCGAUGAGUUCGACCGGUUCAUCCUCAGCGACGUCUGUGUUCUCAAAAACGUCUUCCAUUUCGAGUGAAUUGUGUUCACCCGCCUCACCUAUAUCACCGACGACAGCGUGUGCUUAUGCCCAAACCACCACCAGCAUUCAUAAUAACACCUUAAUAUUGAAUAAUCAUUUGGCCCCACCGACGUCCAGUUUAUCGCCACACUCGCCGUCCUCGACGUCGGGAUCGAGUACUUCGGCAGGCUCUUUAUCACCUAAAGAAAAUUAUUCCCACUCCCAUCAUAGCAGUUGCCCAACUGGUUGUUCUGGAGCUGUACCUCGUAAACCUUUAAAAUCUGCAAGUACCUCUUCCUCAAGUGGUUCAUGUAGCAGUUCUUCUAACAGCCAUAUUCAACACAAUUUCAUAGCAGCCACCACCCACACUUAUCCAGGAAGACGACAUAACAAAGGCAGACUUAUGGAUUUGCAAAAUCGUUUGCCACCUAUAAAAGAAUUCCGAAGUCCCGCCAAAGUGCCACAUCCUUCGCCAGUGCACAUCAGCAAUCCAAAAUUUCGUUAUGCUUCCUAUACUAAGUCGUUGAGUGGCGGCAAAAGUAAAGAACCUUCAUCACCGCCUAAACGGCCCAUGAACAUACAUAUAAGUGCUUCCCUAAAUACCUUAGAUCCGCCACCUUUAAAAACGGGAGGCUCUAAAAUUAGUCCCCUCAUUAGUAAACAUUCAAUGCCUACAGCAGCUUACAAUUCUGGCAAGGAUACAAGAGUCUCUUCCUCCUUGAUAACCAACAGUAUCACCAAUAAUAAUUCCUGCCCGACAGUGAGCAGCUAUAAUAAUAAUAAAAUAUCAACGAUUGCCACGAAAACUUGUCAAACGAAAUCAACAGUACUGGCCGCUUUAAGUGCAAAAACAACAACUGGAGUACCUACAAAAAAUCAACCUACUCAUCAUUCACCAGUUGCAACCUUAACGGCGGCUUUUACAUCCAGUAAAAGUUUUCCAUUGUUUUGUAACAACAAUAACAACAACAGCAAUCACAAGGAAAAAGCUGAAAAUAAAAAAAAUGAAACAAUGGAGCGAAGAAAAGAAGAGAAACUUAAAUUGAAGGCAGAAAAAGAGGCUAGAAAAGAAGAAAAACGUUUGGCUAAGGAAGAGGAACGUAUCGCUAAGAUGAUGGCUAAAGAAGAGAAAAAGAAAACGAAAAAAGAAACAAAAGAAUUACUCUUAGCUCAUGACGUCAAUGGUAAGAGACAUAAAGAAUACCAAUAAAUUGCGAUCUUUACGCGAUCUGUCUGAUUGCAUUUUGAAGAUAUUAGAGAAAAUUUCUGUAAAAAAUAGUUUUAAAGAAGAAAUGCUUUUUCAUUGUUGUACUUCGUUGCAAAGUAUCAAAAAGUUCUUUAAGAAAAUAAGUCGGCCAUAUGAUAUGACUAGAAAACGAUUUAUAUACGUAACUUUUAAGAAUUUACAAGAAUUUAAUUUUAGCUGAAGAUACACUUUUAUAAAACAAAAGAAAAGUAAGUCUUUUCAAGCAAUGGAUAAACGAAUCGAUUUACUUUCUUUCUUCUAAUUUUUUUACAUAUUCGAGAAAUUUUCGUACGCGCCACCCAGCGAAUACCAUUAAAAUUAUGAGCAUCAUUAAAAGUAUAGUUUUAUCAGACCAAUACCUUCAUAUCAAACAAAAUUCACAGUUCGGAGGUCUUCUAAAUUCAUUGUUGACGAAAUAACCCAUUUUUCCGUGCACCUUUUAAUUAAUUGUUUCGCGUCAAUGGAUCCAAAUAAUCUGAAUGGAGUUGAAGUUAAUCGGCUGAAAGUUGUAUGCUUUGUUGUAACCUUUUCGACUGAUCAUAAUGUUCGCUAAUUCGAAGAAAUGUCGGUUUCUAAUUUAUGUCGAUGCUUUUUUCCUUGUUUACUUUUCUUCUUCUUCUUUUUGCGGAUAAAUAAAGAGUUAUUUAGAUAGAUUUUGCAGGGUUUUUGGCAGAAUAUGAUAAGAUUUAUUGAAUGUGUGUUUACCAGAAAAUUCCGAUCGUUAACAGAAAAUUCCAAUUGCUAAUACUAUAAUCCGGUGACCAAUAGAAAAUUCCGAUAGUUCAAAAAAUUCGGUUCCUAUGGUUUAAAAUAGUUUGGAAAAUUCAAAUUCUGACUGCUACUAAAGCGAUGUUCUAAAGCGAUGGUCGAAGGUUCUUUCAUUACCUAGGACGAUUUUAUCGUUUUAUGUUUUUUUUUUUUUGUACUAAUGUGUGUAUAUCACUUACGAUACAUCGCAUGACGGUCUUUGCUUAGAACUUGAUUCGAUAUUUGCUGGUACGAUCUAAAUUUGUACCAAAGUGUAGGCACAUAUAUUUCUCUGGGUGUAUUAACUUAUUAUAAAAUUUUCAAGCUUCCAAGUAGAAUUUGGAAUUGACGGCUUGCCAACGUUAAUGCUGUUUCAUCUGACUAACGUGGGCGAUGCAGAAUGCCCUUCUAGAGAUAGCACAAAAAUCGGAUGAUCCAAAAAAUCACCAAAGUAUUAUAGAUAUACUUACGUGUCGUUUAUAUAUGCACAUGAUUUUAAUGCCAAAAAUUUUCAAGUCUCCAAAAAAAAUUUAAACUGCCUUGUUUUAUGCACCUUGAUACUUUUCCGUCUAAAGUGUACGUAAGAAAAACGAUGGUAACGUAUAAGGAAAGUACUAAGAAGACACUUCGAAUUCUGCAUAAUGUAAAUUCUGUAAAUUAGGUUUUCAAUUUUAUUACAUUGAUCCUUAUAGACUUUUUUGGGCAAUCAAAAACGCAAAAAAGUUCGCACUUUUUCCAAUUCAAAUAUUUAAAAAAAAAAAAUCUAGAUUAAUAUAAUAUUCAUCUUCGAAAAGUUGCAAAUUUAUAUUACCGCAUUUUUCAACGAGAUCCCGUUUCGCCCCGUCUAUCUUCUACCUAUUUCUUGGCUGCCAAAAAUACCUCUACAGCCAAAGGUGCGUGCAACAUAAACAUUUUUGUCACAGUGACGGAACAUUUAAAUCGAAAGUAAACUAAAUCUGUUUAGGAUGUCGAAGUUUUCAGCAAAGAUAAUUCUUUGAAUUUUACUACUAUAAGAACACUGGGGAGACAUUUCGCUUUCGGCAAGUUUUUUCUGCUAUAAUAGUUGUUUUCUCAUCCGAUUUUCCUUCGAAUCAGAAGGGAGUAUGCAUAAUUACCCCGUUUUAAAAGUUGGGCGGAAAUUGUUUCAUCGAGUUCAACUUUAAAACGACCAUUUAGUUUUAGCAAGUUCAUCCCCAUACAUAUUCAUGUUCACCAUUAAGUGGGUAUUUUUAUUCCAUAUACAGAAUGAAACUUGCCAUUCAGGUUUGUGCAGCCUCAUUACAACUCUGCUCAUUUGAAAUCUAUUCGUUUUGAAGGAAGUUAUCAAUUAAAGAUAAACACAAAUAACAAAUAAUUAUACAUUGUUUCCUCUUCUUUAUUGAAUGCUGGCUCAGCUACUUAAAAUCUAUAGGUAGCUUCCCCAAAGCGCCGCUGAAUAUUUUUUAAUUUUCGCAUCAUCUUUACCAUCUCGUUUGUUAAAUAAAUGUAUCAAUUUGCUGGCAACGAAAGCGUUGACACAAGUUGAUUUAUAGCAUGCCAUUCAAGCGAAAAUGUUUGCAAGAACUAUUUCGUUUUAUUGCCCGUAAUUUAAAUUAAAGUGAAAAAGAAAAUUAGCCAUGAAAGAAAAUCCCUUUCGUUUUAUUUUUUUUUU